CUCCCCGCUCCAGCCCUAAAGCCGAUGCCGCCGCUGGACAAACAGCUGCCCGGGCCGGGGGCGUAGCGGUGGGCGCUGCCAGCACCGCUUCCGAGGAGGCGGGCGCCCGCCGCCCACCGGCCGCGGAUCAGGAGACCCGAGGGCCAGCCCAGCAGAGCUGCCGCUGCUUCCCGCCCCAUCAGGCGAGGGGCAGGAGACCCACCCCGACUGCCGAGCCGCGCCCCGCCCGCCCCAGCCGGCAGGCGAACCGGGCCGCCGCCGCGCACCAUGAAGAUCAAGGAUGCCAAGAAGCCGUCUUUUCCGUGGUUUGGCAUGGACAUUGGGGGAACUUUGGUGAAACUUGCCUAUUUUGAACCUAUUGAUAUCACUGCAGAGGAAGAGCAGGAGGAAGUUGAAAGCUUGAAGAGCAUUCGCAAAUACCUGACUUCCAAUGUAGCCUAUGGAUCCACUGGCAUUCGAGAUGUCCACCUUGAGCUGAAAGACUUAACAAUUUUUGCUCGAAGAGGAAACCUGCACUUUAUUCGAUUCCCAACUUAUGAUUUGCCUACUUUUAUCCAAAUGGGAAGAAAUAAAAACUUUUCAACACUGCAUACGGUGCUCUGUGCCACUGGUGGUGGUGCUUACAAGUUUGAAGAAGACUUUCGCACAAUUGGAAACCUCCAGCUGCACAAACUGGAUGAGCUUGACUGCCUUGUCAAAGGCUUACUGUACAUAGACUCUGUCAGUUUCAAUGGCCAGGCAGAGUGCUAUUAUUUUGAAAAUGCCUCAGAUCCUGAGAGAUGCCAAAAGAUGCCUUUUAACCUGGAUGAUCCGUACCCAUUGCUGGUUGUUAACAUUGGUUCAGGAGUCAGCAUUUUAUCAGUCCAUUCCAAAGACAACUAUAAAAGAGUAACUGGAACAAGUCUAGGUGGAGGGACCUUUCUUGGUCUAUGCAGUUUGUUGACAGGCUGUGAAAGUUUUGAGGAAGCUCUGGAAAUGGCAUCUAAAGGAGACAGCACACAUGCUGACAAGCUGGUUCGAGACAUUUAUGGAGGAGACUAUGAAAGAUUUGGCUUGCCAGGAUGGGCUGUAGCAUCAAGUUUUGGGAAUAUGAUCUACAAAGAGAAGAGAGAGUCUGUUAGUAAAGAAGAUCUUGCAAGAGCCAUAUUGGUCACCAUCACCAAUAACAUUGGGUCUAUUGCCCGGAUGUGUGCAGUAAAUGAGAAAAUAAACAGAGUUGUGUUUGUUGGCAAUUUUUUACGUGUGAAUACUUUGUCAAUGAAGCUUCUUGCGUAUGCACUGGAUUACUGGUCAAAAGGCCAGCUGAAGGCCUUGUUCCUAGAACAUGAGGGAUACUUUGGAGCUGUUGGUGCUCUUCUUGGGCUGCCAAAUUUCAGUUGAGAUACCAGAUGUCACUACACUGAACUAUUUUCUGCCUGAAUGACACUUGUUUAUGGCUGUGGGAACUAAAUCUGGGGAGGGAGAAGAAAAUAGCAGAUUUUCUGUAACCAUUCUCAAAGUGAUUAGCUACUGAACAUUGCCAUUAUAAGGAAGAGGGUUUCAAGUCUGUUGGGCAUUGAAAAAUGAACUGUUCAGGGAUAUCGUUUAUGUUGUGUGGCACAUGUAGCCAAUAUUAAACUUUUUGAUAUGCAGUACAUCCUCUGAAACAAGCUUCCAAAAGAAGGAAUGGCCAGACCUUUAAGUGUUCAAUGUGGAAAGACUGCAAUUUUACACCUGAGGCUCAAGGCCCAUCAGAUUGGUAGAAUGAAAAAUUAUUUGCAUUAGUCAUACUGUAUUAUGAGCACAAUUUCUUGUGUGUGCUUACAGAAAACAACUUGAAAAUCAGUAAGGUACUGUCUGCAAGAUGAGGAAAAUGUAGACAAUUGCUUCCCACAGUGAGAAUAGUCAUUAUUUUAUGUGGGAAGAAUAGAAACACAAAAAAUCGGCCAAAGUAGCAGAUUAAGCAGUGAAGAUGUUCACUUGCCCUUUUUAUUUAUUUUACAAUGCUGCAGAUACUUUGGAAGGUUCCUCUGUCUUUGGGUAAAUUGGGAAACUAUUGUCAUGAUUAAUGAAGGCAUAUUUCAGGGUUGGGGUUUAUUUAGAUUUUGGGUUCAUUUGUUGGGUUGGGUUUUUUUGAGGACAUGACUACCAAAAUGCCUCCUGGUUGUCUUUUAGUGUCUCUCUUACAAAUUCUGAUAUUGUUUGUACAAGUGGCACAAAGCCCUAGGGAAAUGAAGAAAUCCUUCUAGAAUAGACUAAAUACAAUUCCAAUGCUUUGGCUCAUUUCUGUGAAGAUUUGGAAAAAUUUUUGCCCCGUCCUACUA
Molecule: messenger RNA, 2303 nt
Organism: Dryobates pubescens (Downy woodpecker)
Lineage: Eukaryota; Metazoa; Chordata; Aves; Piciformes; Picidae
Gene: PANK3
Product: pantothenate kinase 3
Exons: 7
Coding region: 268-1380 (370 amino acids)
Biological process (GO): coenzyme A biosynthetic process
Cellular component (GO): nucleus; cytosol
Molecular function (GO): ATP binding; pantothenate kinase activity
Source: RefSeq, a predicted model, not a curated record